Messenger RNA from Python bivittatus (Burmese python), 1587 nucleotides. Lineage: Eukaryota; Metazoa; Chordata; Lepidosauria; Squamata; Pythonidae. The record is from RefSeq and is a predicted model, not a curated record.
CAAGUCUUAGUAGAUUGUAGCUUUUGUUUUACAUUAUUGUCUCUUAUUUCUGUUUCAGCUCCUUGUGUCUUCCCAUUUAUUUACAAGCAGAAUUCAUAUUCUUCCUGCAUUACAAAUGAUUCUGAAAAUAACCAGCCCUGGUGUGCCACCACCUCGAACUAUGAUGAAGUACAACAAUGGAAAUACUGUUCCACUCAAGAACAUGGAGGUAAUUCUGAUGGAAAAGCCUGUGCCUUUCCCUUUGCUUACAAGAACAGGACUUUCUAUAGUUGUACAAAUGAAGAUGAUGAGCAUGGGAAUUUUUGGUGUGCCACCACAGGGAGCUAUUCUAAGGACAAGAAAUGGAGCUACUGCGCUGAUACCAGACUAGCUGCAAAUUCUCAGGGGCCAUGUGUUUUUCCUUUCACCUACAAGGGAAAGUCCUACUCGUCAUGCACAACAGCUGGGUCUUCUGAGGGAAAGCUUUGGUGCUCUCUUACCAGCAACUAUGAUGUAAACCCAAAAUGGACUUAUUGUAAACCUUCAGAAUCUCUCCCCUGCACUUUCCCCUUCAUUUACAACAAAAAGUCCUACUCUGCCUGUACCAGUGAUGGUACUACUGAUAGCCUACUGUGGUGUGCCACAACCACUAAUUAUGACAGGGACAGUAAGUGGAAAGUAUGUGCCCAUGAAGAAUAUGAAGGGAAUUUCAAUGGGAAGGCUUGUGUCUUUCCAUUCACCUACAACAACCGGAUAUUCUUUACCUGCACUACUGAAGGAACAACUGAUUGGAAUUUCUGGUGUGCCACAACAGGGUCCUACGAUGCAGAUAAGAAAUGGAGUUACUGCGCUGAUACAAGGCUUAAUGCAAAACCUAAAGGACCAUGUGUGUUCCCGUUCCUCUACAAUGGAGUCUCCUAUUCAUCUUGCACAACAGCUGGAGAUUCUAAUGGGAAGCUCUGGUGUUCUCUUAGUGGCAACUAUAAUGUGAAUCCCAUAUGGACAUAUUGUCAGCCCUCAGAACAACUCCCAUGUAGCUUCCCUUUCACAUAUAAGAAGAACAGCUACAAUUCAUGCACCAGGGAUGAUACCACAGAAAAUGUAUUGUGGUGUGCCACAACUCCUGACUAUAAUACAAACCAUAAAUGGAAACUAUGCGCCGUUCAAGAAUAUGAAGGGAACUCUCAUGGCCAGGCCUGCGUCUUCCCCUUCAUCUACAAAAAACGAACUUUCUAUACCUGCACCAAUGAAGACACAGCUUAUGGGAGGUUUUGGUGUGCCACAACACGAAACUAUGACCAGGAUAAGAACUGGAGCUAUUGUGCUGAUAUAAGACUGGAUUCCAAGCCAACAGGUCCAUGUAUCUUUCCUUUCAUCUAUCAAGGUAGAUCUUACUCAUCUUGUACAGCAGAUGGGGACUCCAAUGGGAAAUUCUGGUGUUCUCUCAGCAGUAACUAUGAUGUAGAUCCUAAAUGGGUAUACUGUGACCAUUCUGUCCCUUUCUUGGUUGCAUAGAAUAUAAGCUCCUAUUGUGAUGAUGGUGAAGAUGACAAUGACAAUGGCAACAAUGGUGAUGGUGAUGAUGAUGGUGAUGAUGAUGAUGAUGAU